Molecule: messenger RNA, 1207 nt
Organism: Pocillopora verrucosa
Lineage: Eukaryota; Metazoa; Cnidaria; Anthozoa; Scleractinia; Pocilloporidae
Source: RefSeq, a predicted model, not a curated record
AUUGGCAAUGUCAGAAACUGUGAGAACUGAUGAGAGCAGUUCAAAGAACAUUUAUGGUGACCCACCAAAGGUCAAUAUUAGUCUUCCAGAGAUAAGUGAACUAACCCAGGAUUCUAAACGAUGGAAGGAUGUUCAACUCCCAAUUGACAUUCUGUUGUUAACAGUGAAGGACUGUGAAUUCUUAAGUUGCUACCAUUACAUUAAUGAUCCAUAUAGAAGCUACUUUAAAGGGCUUGGUCAUGUGUACUUUGGCAGCUUUGGUGAAGAUCAAGAUGUUAAACUGAAAGUAGCUUUGAUGAAAUGCUCAGAGGGUUGUAAAGUUCCUGGUGGUGCUUUGACUGUUGUAAAAAAUGCUGUCACUCAGCUGAGGCCAAAAGCUGUCUUUUCUGUGGGCCACUGUAGUGGUAUGAAUCAGGAAUCAACAAAGCUUGGGGAUGUGGUUCUAUCAGAAAAGCUCACAACCUAUUCCUACCAGAAGGUUACAAAGGAUGGAAAGAAAUUUUGUGGGUUCACAACUCCUGUAAGCAGAGACAUUGCUGAACUCAUUAAAUGUGCAGGUCAUGGUUGGAAUCCACCCUUAGAAAAUCCUAAAGAGAGGAAAGUUGAAGUCCUCUGUGGUGAGGUUUUGAGUGGUACUGAGGUCGUGCAAGCUGAAUGGCGACGAGAGGAACUAGUGAAGUCAUUUCCUGAAGCAAUUGCAAUUGAAACAGAAGGAGAGGGUAUUUUCAGUGCAGCACAUGAUCUGAAAAUGGAGUGGGUUGUCAUCAAGGGUAUUUCAGGAUAUGCAGAUGGAACUGAAUCAAAAGAAAACUGGCAAACAUUUGCAAGUGUAACAGCAGCUUCUCUUGUUGUCAGCAUUCUAAAGGAAUGCAGUAUUUUUGAAGAUUGGCCACAUUACAAAGGUAAACAGAUCAACUUUUAUCUUUUUUGGCCUGUAGUAUAGUCUUGUAUGCUGUUUAGUUUUGUGUUUUAUAAAUGUGCUGGAACUGAGUACCAAAACUGAAUUGAAAACAUGAUUAAUGACCUAUGAUCAUGCGGUGACUAAUCAGAUCAGCUCUUGGAUCAGAAAUUUUACAUGUUCGUCAGCAAUUUCACAGGCUCUGCUCAUGUAUGUUGCACUUGGCUUUAAGAUAAUGACGUUGACGUCAAUUCAACAUACAGGAACUCUAAUUUUCUUUCCACAAAGAUUGAUGGUGGGAUGUUUUCA